AUGAGCUUUUCAGCAAAGGCAAACUUUCAUCAGCUGAUUUAUCGAACAACAAUUAUCUGCAAUAAGUACUUUCAAUUUCAGUUCAAUUGGACCACAGGAUCACAUAUAUGUUCGAGUUAUUUCCUGUGCAUAAGUAACGAACGAUUUUGCAAAGAUAAAAUCAGUAUGGGCUUUAAUAACGUCAGCAAAAUACAGGAUGUGAUUAAUAUCAGUUGUAAAAACUGCUCCGAUCAUUUGCUGCCAAAUUUACAUCUUUAUUUAGUGUCUCAAGCGAAUAAUGCCAUACAAGUUCCGAAUCAAGAUAAUAUUGGAAACGUGACAGGUGUACUGCUAGGUGAUGGCCGGUUUUUAUUGCUUGCUGCUGUGCUACGUAGUAGUAAAAUCAAUUCGAUCACGCAUAAAACAUUCGGAGAAUCAAAUCCAUUUUGGGACAAUAUAAUUCGACUUUCCCUGCCAUUAAUCAAAUAA
This is a messenger RNA of Loa loa (African eye worm), 468 nucleotides long. RefSeq lists its product as hypothetical. Lineage: Eukaryota; Metazoa; Nematoda; Chromadorea; Rhabditida; Onchocercidae. The transcript is spliced from 3 exons. The record is from RefSeq and is a predicted model, not a curated record. The coding region runs from base 1 to 468 and encodes 155 amino acids.